This is a messenger RNA of Lachancea mirantina, 939 nucleotides long. The record is from the annotation of a GenBank genome assembly. NCBI's taxonomy places the organism in Eukaryota, Fungi, Ascomycota, Saccharomycetes, Saccharomycetales, Saccharomycetaceae.
AUGGUGACAUCCAUCAAAGAGCUAGUGUCUGGUCUGUUUGGGGCGAAGGAAACUCGUAAACGAGAGGAUGGGUCGCUGAGUAGAUGGCGUAGGACGGCUCGGGAGGCCCGGAAACCCCAGUUUCGGGUACAAAAACCACGAGAAAGGACGAAAAUUGGACCACGUAGGGUGACAAGAAGAACCACGAAUGAUUUGAAGACGGUUCAGUCAAAAGGAUGGCUAGACAGAAUCAAAAGCGUAUUCUCUUCAGAAGAGGAUGACUUGAAAGCUAUGGAGAAGGCGUAUGCCGGUUAUACCGUGACAACAGGUGUUCCACAAACGUUGCACACGCGAUCCCAAAUUCAAAGACGUAUUGCGAACAGCGCGGCCCUGAAACGCAGGUUACUAGAGAAACAAUACGACGAUCGGAUGCUAGAUGAGCUCAGAAGAGUGCCUCGUAAAGCGUUAGGACCAAAGCGACUUCCACACGCUUCCGAAAUGGAUCAAGUAAUUUUGCUCGAAACACAACUCGCAGACGUCACACAACGACUCGCCACGACCAAGGACGAACUUAGAGUCAUGCACAAGAAACUUAAGUUCGCCACAGAGAAAAACUCGCUUCUGGAAAGUUUGAUCGAUGAUACCAACAUAGAUGACGAUUAUUUGAAAUCUCGACGCAGAAUUACUAACUUGCAAAGAAAUGAUCUGAAACCCGCACCCGACACGCUCUUACCAUCUCCAGUGCACCACGUCGCGCCGUUGGUGACAUCCAGUCCUUCCAAAUACAGGAUUCCGGCCGAUAUUCUACAAGACACGGAACUCGACUUUUAUGCCAAGUAUCCCACCAUUCCAAAAGCUGAAAAUUUCAAAAACGACCCCAACGACCUCAGUGAUCACAGUGACUCGUUGUCGCCGAUCAGAGUCGACUAUUCCAAGUACAAUUCGUCCCAUGUCGGUUAG